This is a messenger RNA of Pogona vitticeps (central bearded dragon), 4094 nucleotides long. RefSeq names its product ankyrin repeat domain 54 (gene ANKRD54). Gene Ontology annotation, molecular function: protein binding. The record is from RefSeq and is a predicted model, not a curated record. Lineage: Eukaryota; Metazoa; Chordata; Lepidosauria; Squamata; Agamidae.
UGGCGGGCCCGGUUGACUUGGGACUGGGAGGCACCGUGGGGCUUUUACGCGGCGGGGAUGGAAGGCGGCGACCCCGGCGACCCCGGCCCCGCGAUCCCGGCGGCGGCGGCGGCGAAUGUGUUCUCUCUGGCGGGCCUUGGAGCCGCCUUGGGGACCGUGCCGGAAGCGCCGGAUCCCGCCUCUUUGGGCUACCUCCAGCUGCCGUGGCAGGGCGAGCACCGCGUGUGCAAGAUUAUCGGUCGCCACCGCCGGGCCGCCCGGCUGCACCGCAAGUCGGGGCCCAUGGGCAAGGAGAUCCACGCUUUGAAAAGAUUGAGAGAAGCUGCCAAUUCCAAUGAUUUGGAAACAGUGCAGCAACUUCUGGACGAUGGGGCAGACCCCUGCGCGGCAGAUGACAAAGGCCGAACAGCACUGCACUUCGCUUCCUGCAACGGAAACAACCAUAUUGUACAGUUGCUUUUGGACCACGGAGCUGAUCCAAACCAGAGAGAUGGACUGGGGAACACUCCUCUGCAUUUAGCUGCCUGCACGAACCAUGUUCCUGUCAUCACCACACUGCUCCGUGGAGGAGCCCGGGUAGAUGCUUUGGAUCGAGCUGGAAGGACUCCUCUGCAUCUGGCCAAAUCCAAGCUAAACAUAUUACAAGAGGGCCUCUCACAGAGCCUAGAAGCUGUGCGUCUCGAAGUGAAGCAGAUCAUCCAGAUGUUGCGGGAGUACCUUGACCGCCUUGGGCGUCACGAACAGCGUGAACAGCUGGAUGACCUUUGCACAAAGCUACAGAUGACUAGUACAAAGGAGCAGGUGGAUGAAGUGACUGACCUUCUGGCCAGCUUCACCUCGCUCAGCCUGCAGAAGCAAAAGAUUGAAAAGAGGUAAUGGAUGUCUUGCCGUCCAGUUGAUCAAAGGAAGAGCAGCUAAGACCCAUUGGCAAGAUUAAAGAAGCCUGCUCCUGCAUCACGUUUCAGCAGGCCUCUUCCUUCUGGAUCGGUGCCAGACUGUUGGAGUCUGUCAGUGCUUUGGACGCUUCUUUUAGGACAAGAGAGAAUCAUGAAGAGGCCUCCGGUCUUGGGGCCAGUGGACUAGCUUUUCUCCAUCUUAUAGGUAUCUGGACCAUUGCUUUAGUAAAUGGGAUCAAUGUGUUGGAGAGCUGCCCCAUUUUAAGGACACUGACCAUUUGUAAGGACCUGGCAGAUGGGAAAUCCAACAUGCGUUAUGCACAUUUGAAGAGAUGACAGCUCUUGAGCACAUCAUGGCACAUCGCUUGUCUGCAGUUUGAAUUUUUCCUGGUAUUUAAGCACAUAAUUUGCUGAGCAUUUGUAGAAAUGGUGAGAGGCUCUGUAGCUCUCAUUUUUUUAAAUGGGUGUGUGUAUAUUUUAACCUGAGAAAGGGCUGCUGGGCCAGCAAAACUAACUGUGCCCAUUGCUGAGAUACAAAAGUGAGCAUUAAUUUCCUGACGUUCCCACCCUAUCCCACCCCUGCUGCAGCAACAGACGAGGCAAAGACUUUGACAGAGUUCUUCGGUGACUUGGUGGCUAUAUCUCCUUUCCCACAUUUUGUCUCACAAGCAGAAACCAGUAGCUAAGGUAGUCAUAAAAGGAGAACUCUACCAGAGGCUGUGCUGGCUUUUCAUACUCAGGGAAUAGGGAAAGAUUAUUAAAGAGGUCUCCAGCACUAUCUGUCUGCUUGCAUAGAAAAAAGUAGCUGUUAUAUUACAUUGGGAUUCCUUGGGGUUGGGACUUGUUGGGAAUCCCAUUAGGCUAGAUUGCAAGGAAUCCCUGAAUUACUAGUUGCAUAUUUCUCAUCUUUACCCUCUUCUUACAGCAUACGGUUAAGGUUGGUCUCUCAGUCUUUGUUCCUUGUUUAGGUAAUCUAUCUGUUCCAGAAAACAGGUGGAUAUAAAAUUCCAAGCUGUUGUUGCUUUCUGCAAGAACAUGGGCCCAAUUUAGCUGUGGCAGCAAGCCAAUGUCUACCAAAUUUAAAUAUAAUGAAAAAUCAUGAGUUUUUAAAAUUGGGGAUGAAAGCUUUAAAUCUCCUCCUUCCAUGCAGGAAGGAAGGAUGAAGGCAAGCCCAGGGUUCUUGUUACAAAUAACAAGCCAAGAUUUGUUGCUGCAUCAAACCAGGAUCUGUCACAAUGAAGACCACGAAGGGUAUGCUACUGUGAGCGAGGAUGGUGGGAGGUGAUUUGAAUUUUUAGAUUGUAGAUUUCCAUAAAAUAUUGUCUAGUUUUCAGGAUGUCUUUGGACAAUUCAACCUGUUUGCCAUUCAUUUGCUCCCCCCCCCCCCCCCCGUCUUGUUCUUGUUCCUUGUCUGAUAUGGGUGAGCAACUGGCCUUCUGGAAGUUCGUUGGACACCAUGAGCCUAUUUACACUAUGAGAGGCAGAGGAUUCUUCCAAGGCAAAGAUACAGUUGUUGAGUUAUUCCAGCCCAUCAUACUAAAAGUCCUCAAGAAUUCUAUUGCCUCAGAGCAACAAAUUUUGACUUCAGGCAACCCAUGAAGAGGAGCAGGCAGGGAGAGGCUUUAUUUAGCAAAUCCUUUUCAAGGGCUUGGUGCUCCUUCUGGUGCAAGACUGAAAUCCCAGGGCUGUGUUAAGACCUUGAGACAAGUAGGUUAUUGUGACUUUUCAAAAGGAAUUGUUGCUUUUGUAGCAGAUGAGAAUAAGUGGAUUCCUAUCUUCUGAUAGAAGACAAAAUCCUCGAUGUAAUGAUCCAAACAGCUUUGAUAGGCGGACUUUGGUUGGGGAAGGAAGAUUAGAGCCAAGUUGACUCUGACCUUAUCGGAUCUCUUGUGAAGAAGGCCAAGAACUUUAUUCCAGCACGUAAGCAGGGUCAGAGGCAAUUUGAACUUUUCUGCUGUAAAUUCAAUAAAAUGAUGUCUGCUUUCAGGAUGUCUUUGGACAAUCCUGCCUGCUAUUGCCUUGCCUUGCCUUCCUCCUCUUCCUCUUGUUUCCUGUCGUGUAUCUGCCUGGGGCCUAGAGAUGAACUCAGUGGUUUUUUCACUUGAACAAACAGCACUGAAAUAAAGGAUGACAGCAUCUCAUGGCCUUGAGCUUCCAGGCCAAGAGAAGCCUGUAGACCCGAAUGCAAUUUGCUGCUUUUCUCUUGUGACAGUGCCUUGGAUUCCAUCGUUGCAAACUCCUGCCUUGUCAAGGACUCUAUAAAAAUCAGUGUCUCUUCGUUACCCCCUGCUAGUUUACUGGCAGCAGCUUACGCACACGAUACCUGGGAAACAGAGUGGCUGUCCAACUAAAUCAGAUUCUCCGUGUUGAGUUCCUUUGGUGUGCAGCGGGCAAAAGCAUUCAUUUCUAUUUGGAGAAAUAGUGAAGUCGGAGGUGGGGGCACUGUCUUCAUACUGAAAUGGUUGGCCAGGUUGUAAGAAGCGAGAAAGGGCAACAUGUAGUAACAGCCUGUUCUGAGACUCAAAGUAGAAGAUGUCUCGUGUAGGUGUUUCUUUGGGGGGGGGGGAGUUCCAGUAAGCACGUUUUAACAUUCUGAAAGCUUACUGGAAUUUCUUACAUGUUGCUGAAGUAUGAAAGUGGCAAAAUGAGAGAGAUAGGUUGCUGCUUAGGAUACCUGACCCCCUCCUGAGAAUUCAUAAGAUGCAUACAGAUGGGAGCUGCAUAAACCAUGGAAGCACAGAGCCUGGUUCAGGGAUGGGCAAGUGUUGAAAUACUGCAGUGGGAGGAGAGCUGGUUGCUUCUCUUCGUCUUACAGGCAACCGUCUCUGUGAACAGGAUUCUCCCCUCCAAUUUAUCAUCCCAAAGCUUUGCAGCUGUCACCCUGCCAUUGUGAACAUUUAGUGGGGAAAGGAGACAAUCAUAUGAAUGAGGCCUUGGUAGUUUUCAGCUUGCUUAGUAGGAUGAGAGCCUGUGGGCAGAGUGGUUUAUUAGAUAAAUUUACAUGAUUACUCUUAUGAUAUGUAUAAAGGGGCACAUGUGGCUCUCCUCUUCAUUACUUUAGCCUCAGGCCUUUCACCAAUAGGAUUGCGCAAGGCGAUGGAAAUUGGCAGCGUUCCGUAGCCGCAGGGGCACCCUGUCCAAACUGGAUUGUCAUUUGACCUGGAGCAGUUCAAUUAAUAAUAAAAUGUCUUAAAUUGA